Messenger RNA from Ipomoea nil (Japanese morning glory), 3540 nucleotides. RefSeq names its product ethylene receptor 2-like. The record is from RefSeq and is a predicted model, not a curated record. Lineage: Eukaryota; Viridiplantae; Streptophyta; Magnoliopsida; Solanales; Convolvulaceae. The coding region runs from base 850 to 3141 and encodes 763 amino acids. Gene Ontology annotation, molecular function: ethylene receptor activity; ethylene binding; phosphorelay sensor kinase activity. The transcript has 3 exons. Gene Ontology annotation, cellular component: endoplasmic reticulum membrane; endoplasmic reticulum. Gene Ontology annotation, biological process: response to ethylene; phosphorelay signal transduction system.
AAUAAAAUAAAAUAAAAGCUCCAACUACUAUCAUGUCAGCCCGAAGUUUCCACUCUAACAUCGUACAAUUUCGACACAGCACGCCAUAGCCCCCCCAUACCGUAACGAAGUAUUUGCCCAAUACAGAUACGAUGAAAAUCCAUACGCUCAAUAUACUACUCUCCGUAAUAGCCGACUCCAUAUAACUCCACCUGUCUUCUUCUUCAUUCCAUUGCAGAUUUGCACCACUUUCCUAGCAAACAACGCCUCCUUCUCUCUCUAUAUCUACACUCCCUAUUACACUCUCAUGCUCCCUUCUUACACCCGUUUCUUCAUCCUUAUUCGGAAACUUCCAUUGUUACACCACAACACAAAUCUUGAAGAAUCACAAAGUUUCCUUCAUAAAAUUCUACUGGGCCGGGGUGCAGUAUAUCUUGAAGACUUGAACCCUCCAUAUAAAUACAAAAACAAGUAUGGUUUUGUUAGGGAAGCGAAAUCCUCUCUUUCCUUUCUUUGCCAGCUUACGAGCUUAAUCGCCGGCUUUCCGGGUUAAUUUGGAAGUGCAAAAGUGCCAAAACCCGGGAAUAACUGGUUUGAUUGCAUCUGAGUCUCUGAGUUUUCUGGGAUUUUUGGGCUUUAAUUUCUUUGGGAUUUCCCCUAUACAAGAAACCAAUGCAAGGGAGAAGCAUUGGUGAUGACGGAGUUCUGGGUUUUCACUGUCAACUGCGAGUUUGGUUUUCCAGGUUACUAAGCAGGAAAUGAGUGUUUUAAAGUUAUGUUCUGUGAGUGUGUGAUUGGGACAGGAAGUUAAUGGAGAGUAGUUAUAGUCUAUUUAGUUAAUGGAUUAAGGAAUUUAGCAUAUUUUAAGGUAUGAUGUUGAAGCUGCUAGCAUCAGGGCUGUUUAUUUCGUGGUUCCUAGUUGUGCUAGCAGCUGCUGAUAAUGGCGUUGGGUGUAACUGUGAUGAUAUCGAGGGAGUUUGGAGCAUCGAGAGCAUUUUGGAGUGCCAAAAAGUUAGCGACUUUUUGAUUGCGGUGGCCUAUUUCUCCAUCCCGAUUGAGCUUCUUUACUUCAUUAGCUGCUCGAACAUCCCGCUUAAGUUGGUGGUGUUUGAGUUUAUUGCGUUCAUCGUUCUGUGUGGGAUGACUCAUCUGCUCAGUGGUUGGACUUACUAUGGGCAACAUCCGUUUCACCUUAUGCUUGCCCUCACGGUUUUCAAAGCUCUCACGGCCAUGGUCUCGUUUGCUACUGCUAUAACGCUUAUAACGCUCAUCCCCUUGCUGCUGAAGGUGAAGGUGAGGGAAAUAAUGCUGAAGAAGAAGGCCCGGGAUCUUGGUCGAGAAGUUGGGAUGAUAAAGAAGCAGAAAGAAGCAGGGUGGGAUGUCCGGAUGCUUACUCAAGAAAUUCGCAAGUCGCUCGAUCGCCACACGAUACUGUAUACGACGCUGAUUGAGCUAUCCAAGACGUUGGGUUUGUGUAAUUGCGCGAUUUGGAUGCCUAACGAGGGAAAAACGGGAAUGAAUCUGACUCAUGAGGUGAGGGGGAAGGACUUUUCGAGUUUAUACAACUACUCUAUUCCGAUUCUUGAUCCGGAUGUUCAAGAAAUCAAGAAGAGCGUCGAAGUGAAGCUACUCGACCCUGAAUCUCCACUUGCUGGUGCUAGUAGUGGAGGGAACUGCGAGCCCGGAGGCGUGGCUGCAAUAAGGGUGCCGAUGCUGAGGGUUGCUAACUUUAAAGGCGGGACUCCCGAGCUUGUGCCUGCGUGUUAUGCAAUUCUGGUGUUGGUGAUUCCCGCUGGGCAGGGGAGAUGUUGGGGCAACCAGGAAAUCGAAAUAGUAAAGGUUGUAGCUGAUCAGGUUGCGGUGGCGAUUUCCCAUGCUGCGGUGCUCGAAGAGUCUCAGCAUAUGCGGGAGAAAUUAGUCGAGCAAAACCGAGCUCUACAACAAGCACAGAAGGAUGCCCUGAGGGCCAAUCAGGCAAGAACCGGCUUUCAAAUGGUCGUGAGCAAUGGGAUGAGAAGACCUUUGCACUCGAUCUCGGGCUUGCUCUCAAUCUUGCAAGACGAGAAAUUAAACACUGACCAAAAACUCCUCGUAGAUGCGAUGGCGAAAACCAGCAACGUCCUCUCGAACUUAAUAAACGACGUGAUGGAUACUUCGACAAAGGACAACGGGAAGUUCCCGCUCGAGUUCAGGUCCUUUCAGCUACACUCUAUGGUAAAAGAAGCUGCCUGCCUUAUCAAGUGCCUUUGUGCUUUUAAGGGUAAUGAUUUUGCUGUCGAAGUUGACCGAUCCCUUCCCAAUCGUGUUAUGGGUGACGAAAGACGAGUUUUUCAGGUUAUUCUUCACGUGGUUGGGAAUCUCUUGAAGAUCAGCGGGGGAGGGUGCCUUAAAUUUCUCGUAGUACCUGAAAAAGCAAGCCAUGGAGGAAAUGAUUUCCGAUGGAAGACAUGGAGAUCAAACUCGUCUAGUGAAAAUGUUUAUAUCCGGCUUGAAAUCGGGAUAUGUAGUUAUAAGUCUAGGACGGAAGGUGCAACAAAAUCGAACGGUAGUAGGGAGGUCGAGGAUGGCUUAAGCUUUAGCCUGUGCCGAAAGCUAGUUAAGUUAAUGCAAGGAGAGAUAUGGAUGGUCCCAAAUUCGAAGGGGUUUGAUCGGAGCGUAGCAAUUCUUCUUCCAUUUCAACUCAAGCCAUCAAUCGUUUUAGACAUAUCCGAGUAUGGGGAGUUGGCCUCUAACCAUACAAAUCCGUAUUUUCUGUUCGAGGGGCUCGAAGUCUUGUUAGCCGACUACAAUGAUCUGAAUAGAGCAGUAACUUGCAGGCUGCUCGAGAAACUUGGAUGCAUCGUUUCCACAGUUUCGUCUGGAUAUGAUUGUCUCGGUGCACUGGGCCCUGGAGUAUCCUUGUUUCAGGUAGUCCUUUUGGAGCUUAAUUUACCGGAUUUGGAUGGCUUUGAAUUAACCAUGAGAAUCCGGAAGCUUCGAAGCCGUGGUAGCUUCCCACUUAUCAUUGCUCUAACAGCAAGCAGCGACGAAGAUGUGAUUGGGAGAUGCUUGCAAGUUGGAAUGAAUGGUGUUAUUCGUAAACCAGUUCUUUUGCAAGGAAUUGCGGGCGAGCUUCAACGAGUCCUAUUACUCACGAACAGAAUCAUAUCACCUCGAGAAUGAAUGAUUCACUGGAGUGGUCCAUUGCACGACCCGGAUCAAAUCGGUAUAGAAUAUGCACUUUUUUCUUUUUUUUUGCUCUCGUGUCAUAAUCUUCAAUCUUGAUAUUCAAUUAGCAGUUCAUUCUAUCCACCUUCAUACUUAUCACCCAACUCCUCCUGUCUAGCGAUCACUUUAAGUAUGUACAGUCGAUGAAUACAUAACAAGGAACAUCAUAGCACACUACCGAGAAACUGUAAAUUGCUCACUUGUUGAUGUUAGGAGCCAGUUUUGUUUAAUUUCCACCCAGCCUGAAUAUGCAUUGUGUUCUAUACAUGACUCUAUACUUGUGAUCUUCAGAUUAUAUAAUGUAUAUAUACUUACACCACUCUGUAACAGUGGAUUAUAUUUCUUGUGUUAUCA